This is a messenger RNA of Dissoconium aciculare CBS 342.82, 450 nucleotides long. RefSeq names its product RNA-binding domain-containing protein. The transcript has a single exon. The record is from RefSeq and is a predicted model, not a curated record. Gene Ontology annotation, molecular function: RNA binding. Gene Ontology annotation, biological process: maturation of LSU-rRNA from tricistronic rRNA transcript (SSU-rRNA, 5.8S rRNA, LSU-rRNA). The annotation marks the transcript as partial. Lineage: Eukaryota; Fungi; Ascomycota; Dothideomycetes; Mycosphaerellales; Dissoconiaceae. Gene Ontology annotation, cellular component: nucleolus.
GAGAAUACCCCCGGCACAAUCUACAUUGGUCGACUCCCGCACGGCUUCUUCGAGCGCCAACUCCGCGCCUACUACUCCCAAUUCGGCACCAUCAAGAACCUGCGCCUCGCGCGGAACAAGCGCACCGGCAAGAGUCAACACCACGCCUUCAUCGAAUUCGCAUCGGGCGCCGUCGCUGACAUCGUCGUUAAGACCAUGGAUAAAUACCUCCUGUUCGGCCACAUCAUGCAAGUGCGCCGGGUCCCCGCUGAAGCGGUCAACGAGAAGAUGUGGAAGGCCGGACGCAGCGUCAAGGGCGGGCGCAUCAUGCCUCGAAACCGCAUCGAGCGGUCACAUCUGCGCCGUGGCGCGGAGAGGGAGAAGUGGGAGCAGCGGGUGGAGAGGGAGGAGAACAGGAGGAAGGACAAGAGUGAGAAAUUGAAGGAGCUUGGUUAUGAGUUCGAGAUGCCG